AAUCAACCCAGGAGGACACCUUUGAGAGCGCUUCUUAGCGUGUACGACAAGACUGGACUCACAGAUUUUGCCCGCGCCCUGCACGACAGCGGAUACGCGCUCGUCAGCACCGGCGGCACGCAGGCGGCCAUCGCCAAUGCCGGCAUUCCUGUGCAGCACGUCGAGGACUUGACCGGCUUCCCGGAGAUUCUGGACGGUCGUGUGAAGUCGCUGCACCCUGCUAUCUACGGCGGCAUACUCGCGCGGCGCGACAUCGCCGAGCACAACGCACAACUUGCAGAGCAUGGCAUCGGCACAAUUGAUGUGGUCGCAUCCAACCUAUACCCGUUUGUUGACACAGUUAGCCGCCCGGACGCCACUCUCAUUGAUGCACUGGAGAACAUCGACAUUGGUGGCCCCACGAUGAUUCGCGGCGCGGCCAAGAACUUCCCGCAUGUCAUCGUAGUCGUUGACCCCGCCGACUACGGCUGGAUAGCCGAGCGUCUUGCGGCUGGCGAAGACCUGACUCAAGAUGAGCGCCGCUCUCUCGCACGCAAGGCGUUUCAGCAUGUCGCGCUCUACGACACGACCAUAUCGCAGUACCUCGGCGAAGACGCGCUGGAACUCGACGAGACCACUUUCGGAUUCAGUCGUCUAUCCACCCUGCGCUAUGGCGAGAACCCGCACCAGCAGGCAGGCUUAUACGCCGCGCCCCUAUCGAGCGGCGGCAUCGUGCGAGCCAAGCAGCUUCACGGCAUAGACAUGUCUUACACCAACUACCUCGACGCAGACGCCGCAUGGCGCGUGGUCGCCGACUUCGAUCAGCCCGCCGCAACCGUCAUCAAGCACACGAACCCCUGCGGUCUCGCCGUUCACGAUGACCAGCCGACCGCCUACCGCCACGCCUUUGAGGGCGAUUCAGUCUCGGCUUACGGCGGCAUCGUUGCCUUCAACAGUCACGCUCACCGCUGCGACCGCGCAGGCAAUGCGCGGCGUCCUGUUCGACAUAUCAUCGCCCCGGCUUACGAAGAGGCGGCGCUUGAUGUACUGCGCCGACGCCGACGCACACGCCUGCUCGAAGUGCAGCCCGCAUCCGGUCCGCAGGAAGGGCUGGACGUGCGCCUCGUAUCCGGUGGCGCGCUCGUGCAGCAGACCGACGACAUCGCCGAAUCCCCCGCAGACUGGAAAGUCGUCACCGAGCGCGAACCAACCGAUGCAGAACUUGCCGACCUCACCUUCGCGUGGAAGGCGGCAAAGCAUAUCAAGUCCAACACAAUCGUCCUUGCGAAGGACAACACCUUGGUCGGCAUGGGCGCGGGGCAGCCCAACCGCGUGGUCAGCGUUCACCUUGCCCUGCGCAUCGCAGAGGACAAGGCAAAGGGCAGCGUUCUCGCAUCCGACGCCUUCUUCCCAUUCGCCGACAACAUUGAGAUGGCUGCUGCGGGUGGUAUCACCGCCAUAGCCGAGCCAGGUGGCUCCAUCCGUGACGAUGAGGUGAUCGCCGCCGCCAACGAACAUAACAUUGCCAUGCUCUUCACCGGAACGCGGCACUUCCGACAUUAA
Geodia barretti is the source of this 1542-nucleotide messenger RNA. Lineage: Eukaryota; Metazoa; Porifera; Demospongiae; Tetractinellida; Geodiidae. The record is from the annotation of a GenBank genome assembly.